Portunus trituberculatus (swimming crab) is the source of this 1467-nucleotide messenger RNA. Its product is annotated as TLC domain-containing protein 2-like. Gene Ontology annotation, cellular component: plasma membrane. Gene Ontology annotation, biological process: regulation of membrane lipid distribution; membrane assembly; plasma membrane organization. Lineage: Eukaryota; Metazoa; Arthropoda; Malacostraca; Decapoda; Portunidae. The transcript has 6 exons. The record is from RefSeq and is a predicted model, not a curated record. Bases 127 to 924 code for a protein of 265 amino acids.
CCAGUCUUUCUUAACCCAUCCAAGAGGAAUAUAGAACCCUAAAACUCUCCCAGUCAUCAGUUAAUUCAAAAAGCCCUUUCAUUCCGCCCCUUCCUUCACGAUCCAGCCUCACGCGUCUCUCCCAGCAUGGCUAUGGAGGAGGUUGUGUCAGGACCCAAGUGGGUUUUAGGAGGCUUUCUGUUCUUCAGUGUCUGUAAUCAACUGUUGCGUCUAGCAGUCCCUCCCACGGCCAAGGCGACAGCGGCUCAGGCCUGGAAAUGGAAGAACACGGCCGUUUCCCUCGUGCACUCCUUGGUGACGGGGCUUUGGUCGCUCUACUGUUUCUACGAGCACCCGAAGCUUGGGGAGGACUUGAUCAACAUCUACACGAGCUCCUCCCACAUGCUGGUCUCCUUCUCUGUGGGUUAUUUCAUCCAUGACUUCCUGGACAUGGCUCUGUGGCACCGUAAGCGUUCCUCAUACGAGUUGAUGGUGCACCACACCUGCGUGAUAUCCUGUUUUGGCCUGGCUGUCUGGAGCACCAUGUUUGUGGGGUAUGCUGUGGUGGCACUGUUUGUGGAGGUGAACAGCAUCUUCCUACACAUAAGGCAGUUGCUCAACCUGACAGGGGUGAGCAAGAAGGAGCCUAAGUACCGAAUGAACUCCAUGCUCAAUAUUGGCACAUUUGUUGUAUUUAGGAUCGCUGUGCUGGGCUGGAUGACUCGCUGGAUAGUGCUUCACAAGGAUGACCUAUCCUUGCCUGUGUACACGCUGGGAAGUGUUGGCCUUGCCAUCAUCAUGCUCAUGAACAUCAUACUCUUCUUCCGAAUCUGUAUUGUGGAUUUCUCAAAAAAGAAGCACAAAGAUUCAAAAGGGAGUUCACUUCACAGGAAGAUUCUUCAAGAUGAUGAUGAAGUGAGUGCAGGAUUGGAAGCACAAGUAUGACCUCUACCAGCUUUUUACAGAAUGGCACAAACCUCCACCUCAGCUAGUUGGGAGGCGAGUGGACAUACUAAGCUAGUCUUAAUUUGUAUAUAAGUUUACGAAUGAGUCACAAAGUAAUUUAAUUUUUUUGGUAAGGAAGAAAGUCAGAUGAAUUUCCGUAGACCAAAUAUACAUGUACAAGCAUUUCAGUUGUUUUUAGUUUUGUGUGUGUGUGUGUGUGUGUGUGUGUGUGUGUGUGUGUGUGUCUGCGUGUGUGUGUGUGUGUGUGUGUGUGUGUGUGUGUGUGUGUGUGUGUGUGUGUGUGAAAUUAAUACAGUUUUUGUUGCCUGUGUUAUAUAUAUAGCUUCAUAACAUUCUCAACCAUCAAAUGUGAACUCACACAGUUAUACUACCAUACUAAGUUAUGUCAUGUGCUCUGAUCAUGAACCUCAUUGUUAUCUAAAGAAUCAUAUCUAUGAGUCUUGGCAGAAUAUUUUAGGAAAUUUUCAGGUAUUUUUUUUGUGUUAAGAAUACAACUAUGGUUCAAUAAAUCAAUAUGAGAGU